UGUUUGUAGUGGAUUGGCACGACGAUGCAGACAGGAAAGAGGAGACGUUGGCUAUCAUUGCAGACCUGCUGGGGUUCAGCUGGACAGAGCUGGCGAGGGAGCUGGAGUUCAACGAGGAUGAGAUCCAGGAAGUGAGGAUGGAGAACCCUAACUCCUUACAGGAGCAGAGCCACGCCUUGCUGCAGCGCUGGGCUGAGAGAGAGGGAAAACACGCCACCGCAGAGGACAGCCUGAUAAAGAGGCUGACCAAGAUCAACCGGAUGGACAUCGUCCACCUGAUAGAGACCCAGAUGAACAAGUCAGCUCAGGAGCAGACGUCCAGGACCUACGCAGAGAUAGAGAAGACUCUGGAGCAGAGUGAAGGUACUGGACCA
Salvelinus sp. IW2-2015 is the source of this 374-nucleotide messenger RNA. The record is from RefSeq and is a predicted model, not a curated record. NCBI's taxonomy places the organism in Eukaryota, Metazoa, Chordata, Actinopteri, Salmoniformes, Salmonidae.